This is a messenger RNA of Penicillium cosmopolitanum, 474 nucleotides long. RefSeq names its product ATG3/ATG10 family protein. Gene Ontology annotation, molecular function: Atg12 transferase activity. Gene Ontology annotation, biological process: protein lipidation; protein modification by small protein conjugation; macroautophagy. The record is from RefSeq and is a predicted model, not a curated record. Gene Ontology annotation, cellular component: intracellular anatomical structure. The transcript is spliced from 3 exons. NCBI's taxonomy places the organism in Eukaryota, Fungi, Ascomycota, Eurotiomycetes, Eurotiales, Aspergillaceae. Bases 1 to 474 code for a protein of 157 amino acids.
AUGAGGAGGAUCCGGUCCGCGUCCCCAAAGUUUUCUCCUGCCAUCAAAGGGAUACCGCUUAAUACUUCACCGCAGGAAGCCCUGGUCCGUACCGAUGGCCAUUCCAAACUACACAUAGAGUAUGAGAUCCUGCUCUCCCCACAUACCAAGUUCCCGUCUUGUACUUUGUGCUCCACUGGGACAACCAGGGGCCUAUCGGUCUACCGGUACCUCGUCCCGGAGUCGUAUAGAAAGCAAUUGAAGAAUGUGGGGGUGAUGGGUGGGAUCAGCUUCGGCUAUCAUCCGGAAUCUGGCGCUCCGGCUUUCUUUGUUCACCCGUGCAACACGGCGGAUGCCAUGGGAAGGAUUGCAGAUGCACGGACGGUAACCCCAGAGACGUAUCUUCUCAUCUGGCUCGGACUGGUGGGCCAGUGUGUGAGCCUACACGUCCCACGCGAGCUCAUCUUGUCCCAGGAUGGUGCUAGGCCAUUGUGA